UUAACAACCAGGAACAAAAUAAGGUGCACAGAGGAAACACAUUCAAAAUGAGGACAUUUGAAGCAGGUUAAGGUACCACAUUACGACAUGGCAACAGGUUUCACCAGACCACCAGAAAUUUUACAACUGCAUAAAGACAUGGUGCAGAACCUAGCAGAAUUAUUUUCGGUUAAAGACAAAAAAUGGAGGAACAUUUUGAAUAAGGUACACAUGCUUAACCUACUACCUCAGGCUGAUAUAGGAGAAAUAGAAACCAUGUUUGAUCUUUUCAUCAGAUUGGUGGAGAAAAAGGACAAUGGCAUUACGUACGGUGAAUACACAAGUAUGCGUGACAUUCUUGGUUUUGACAACGUCUUUGCUGAAGAAAUAAUAGACAAUUACACUGGACGCAUACAAGCAUGUUAUAAAGACGUCCCUACUGUAGAGAUUAACACAAAAACGUACAGUGUCACAAAAGGACAACACAUUGUGCUGAAAUGUGAACUGAUUAAAAGUACCACUUCAAUCGUCGAUGUGCAAUGGAAAAGAAAAGCGAAAGGAAAGUGCACAUUCACAGACAUUGAGAUCGAUAACAAGAGAUAUAUUGGUGGGUCUGUUAAGUCGCCAUCUCUUUGUAUAACGGAGACAAGAGAGGAGGACAAUGAGGCAAUAUAUAUCUGUCAGGCUAAAAACGCAGCCGGAACAGGGAAGAGUGAUGAGAUCCACGUCAAAAUCACACAACCAAAGCAAGUAAAAGACGUCCCUAUUGUAGAGAUUAACACAAAACCGUACAGUGUCACGAAAGGACAACACAUUGUGCUGAAAUGUGAACUGAUUAAAAGUACCACUUCAAUCGUCGAUGUGCAAUGGAAAAGAAAGGCGAAAGGAGAAGGCACAUUCACAGACAUUGAGAUCGACGACAAGAGAUAUAUUGGUGGAUCUGUUAAGUCGCCAUCUCUUUGUAUAACGGAGACAAGAGAGGAGGACAAUGAGGCAAUAUAUGUCUGUCAUGCUAAAAACGCAGCCGGAACAGGGAAGAGUGAUGAGAUCCACGUCAUAAUCAAACAACCAGAGCAAGUAAAAGAUCCUGAAAAGACUUUUGACGGUCAGUGGAAAAAUGCAAUGAAAAUGGCAGAAACCUUUAUUCAACCCUUUGGAGAGUUAAAAGGCUUCAUAGCAACAGGGGAUAUGGACAUCAGAAAUAUCCACGUACGAUUUACUGUUCACGAAGACAAAAUAUAUCUCAAAGAAUCCCUUCAAGAAAAGAUUGCAGCAGCUUUAUGUGUAGACCAUAGGAUUGUCAACAUAAUGUUGACCAGAGGUUGCAUCAUCGUGUCGUUCGACAUAACUGGUGCUACACAUCCAUUGCAAACAUCUGCGUUGGCCUUAGCGGAACGAUUCGGUACAGGUCUGAAAGACAGCUCUAUUCUUCUGACUGAUGAAUCCGGAAACCCGUUACAAGUACAACCCGAUUCUGUAAAGUUAACAAUGAAAGAUACGGCUGAUGCUGCCGCUGAUGUGAAUUGGCCGAUAGUAAGCAUCGAUCAAGCUGCAUUCUGUGUUGAAAUCGGAAACAUAGCUAUCUUUAAAAGCAGGCUGUUGACGUCAACCCCUAUCAUCUCAGUUACAUGGUUCCGAAUCAACAAAGACGACGGAACAGAACAUGCCAUUGAGAUUGAUAGCGAUAAAUACUUUGGAGGUUCUGUUGAGUCACCAUCUUUGGUAAUUGGUGACACAACAGUUGAGGAUGAAGGGUGUUAUGUAUGUCUUGUUGAAAACAGCUAUGGUGUCGGAAAAAGCUUCUCCACCUCCCUAUGUGUUAUCAAUAGUGACAACAUUGACACGUUUUUUGCGGUGCUACAAGCUGAGACGUUACAAAAAGACAGCGAGUCAACAAGUAGUUCCAAGACAACAAGUGACGACAGUUCGACGAUACAAACAAUUACUGGAAAAGCGUCACCUAUGACGAAAAACAUGGCAGAAAUGUCUAUGACGGAAAACAUGUCAGAAAUUCCUGUGGCAGAAAACAUGUCAGAAAUGGCUGUGACUGAUCAAUAUACUUCAUCUGGAGUCGAAAACGAGUACCGGAUAGCUUUGAUAGGACGCACAGGGUCUGCAAAAAGUGCAACCGGAAACAACAUUCUUGGUAAGAAAGCCUUUAUGUCUAAAAUGUCCUCAAUGACAAAUAGAUGUGAAUUCCAUACAGCGGAGCGCUUUGGCAAGAAGUUGGUAGUAGUGGAUACACCGGGAUUGUUUGACACGGCAUUACCGAACGAAGAUAUCACAAAAGAAAUCGUUAAAUGCAUAGCAAUGCUCGCUCCCGGACCUCACGCCUUUAUUCUUGUUGUUCAAGUAGGGCGCAUCACACCAGAAGAGCAGAACACAAUCACCCACUUCAGUAAUGUCUUUGGUGAAGAAUUCUUCAAGUACCUGAUAGUACUUUUUACACGAAAAGAUGACUUAGAAAACAACGGUAUGACCAUUCAUGAGUAUAUCAAAGAGGUUCCAGAUAAACUGAAAGACAUUUUACAGAGAUGUGGUUACAAAUAUUUAGCAUUUGAUAACUCUCCAAGAGGUCGGAAAACUGGCGCCGAUGCACUUGAACUGGUUGAAAUGGUGCAAGAUAUCGUGAAUGAGACUGGGAAAUCAUACUACUCAAACGAGAUGUUUGAGAAAGCAGAACAGGAGUUUCAGCGAAGAGCUGAGGAAUUCCGACUUGAGGAAAAAAAGAAGAUUGAUAAGGCACAAAAGAAGAUACAGGAAGACCUGGAAACCGAACAAAAGAAAAUUGAAGCUGUGAAAAAAGAAGUUGAGGCAAGUCGAAUGGAACUUCGAGCAAAGGAAUUGGAACUUCAGACAAAGGAAAAAGAAAAGUCUCAGGAAUUUGAAGAAACACUUCGAAAGCAGAAAGCUGCUAAAAAGGAACUCGAAGCAAUGGAAAGAGAAAUUGAAGAAUGGGAAAUCAAGUCAAGGAGGAAACGCGAUUUAGAGUAAAGAGAAAAAGAGUUCGAAGAAAAAUGUGGGAGCUAUCGUGACGAUUUUAGAAAGGAAUGCGAAAAGGGAGAUGAGUCUUUUAUGGUCGGACUAAUGAACAGUGUAGGGUCUGCAGUAGUAGCCGUUGGAAAUGCAGCAGAAAAAGUUGCAAAUGCAAUAGGAACCAUGGUUGGAUUGUUUAAAGAAAAAAAUAAUGAUAAGGAACAAAAGAAGUUACAGAAAGACAUGGAAACCGAACAAAAGAUCAUUGAAGCGCAGAGAACACUUUCUACAAUAAAAUCAUGAAUACGCAGAACAGUUAUUUGCCUGUUCCGGAUGUAACGUGUCCUAUUAGUUGUCCCGGAAGUAACGUGUCCAGUAAGUUGUUCAGGAUGUAACGCUUCCAAUUAGUUGUUGCGGAUGUAACAUGAUCUGUUAGUUGUUCUGGAUGUAAUGUGUGCUGGUUUUUGUACCGGAUGUAACGUGUCCUGUUAGUUGUUUUGAUAUAACGUGUCCUGACAGUUGUUGCGGAUGUAACGUCUGCUGUUAGUUGUUCCGGAUGUAACGUGUCCUGAUAGAUGUUUCGUAUGGUACGAGCCCAGAUAGUUGUUGCGGAUGUAACGUGUGCUGUUAGUUGUUCCAGAUGUAAUGUAUCCUUUUUAUUGCUCAGGAUGAAACGUGUCCUGAAAAUGUCGAAUACGAAUAGAAGAAAUGAAACAAAAUCAGGAAGUUAAUAACAUGCGUGACAAUUAUCGUAGUGGAACGUCGAUAUAAGUCUGGUUUGGUAAGAUAAUUGGAUUUGUUGCAGGUAUUAACAACUUAAUAGGAUGGUAUUAGGACAUAAGGUAAAGUUUACCUGGGAGAAGCAUAUUCUUUACAAGAACAGAAAGAUCUCGAUCAGACAAAAAAUUAAAUGUAGCCAGUCUUAUUCACGAUAUAAGGGAACGUUUACUUGGGAGAAGCAUAGUAGAUACGAAAACAGAAAGAUCUCUUUCGGACACUUGAUAAAUCUAACUAGCCUAAAUCAUGAUUAAGCAGAAAACUAUCUGUUUUGCGCCAUUUCUGCUUCCUCUUUUCUCAGCAUAUCAAUACUUAUAUAUUUUAUAUCAACAUAACCAAGCGAAAGCGGUAAAAAAAAACCACCAAUUAUCCAGUAUAAAUAUAUUUUCAUAUUCUUGUUUAUUUAUGUGAUAAUAAUCCCCCGUCACUAUUCCUUGAGUGACGUGUCCUUUCUGUUGUUCCAGCGUUAAGUAUCAUGUCAGUUAUUUCGGAUGUAAACUGUCCUAUCAGUUGUUCCGUGUGUAAAAAUUUCUUAUCAGUUGUUCCGUGUGUAAAAAAUUCCUAUCAGUUGUUCCGUGUGUAAAAAAAUCCUAUCAGUUGUUCCGGGUGUAAAUUGUCCUGUCAGUCGUUCCGGGUGUAAAGUUUCCUGCCAGUUGUUCCGGGUGUUAAGUGUUCUGACAGUUGUUCCGGUGUUUCAUGUCCUGUCAAUUGUUCCGGGUGUUACGUGUCCUGUCAGUUGUUCCGGGUGUUACCUGUCCACUCGGUUGUUCCGGUGUAAAGUGUCCUGCCAGUUGUUCCGGGUGUUAAGUGUCCUGUCAGUUGUUCCGGGUGUUACAUGUCCUGUCAGUUGUUCCGGGUGUUACGUGUCCACUCGGUUGUUCCGGUGUAAAGUGGCCUGUCAGUUGUUCCGGGUGUUCAGUGUCCUGUCAGUUGUUCCGGGUGUUAAGUGUCCUGGCAGUUGUUCCGGGUGUAAAGUGUCCUGUCAGUUGUUCCGGAUUUUACGUGUCCUGAAAGAUGUUCCAGGUGGUACGAGCCCAGUUAGUUGUUCCGAUGUAAAAUGUCCUGUCAGUUGUUCCGGGUGUUAUUGUCCUGUCAGUUGUUCCGGGUGUUUCAUGACCUGUCAGUUGUUCCGGGUGUUUCAUGUCCUGUCAGUUGUUCCGGGUGUUACAUGUCCUGUCAGUUGUUCCGGUGUUACGUUUCCACUCAGUUGUUCCGGUGUUACGUUUCCACUCAGUUGUUCCGGGUGUUACACGUCCUGUCAGUUGUUCCAGGUGUUAAGUGUCCUGUCAGUUGUUCCGGGUGUUACGUUUCCACUCAGUUGUUCCGGUGUUACGUUUCCACUCAGUUGUUCCGGUGUAAAGUGUCCUGUCAAUUGUUCCGGGUGUUACAUGUCCUGUCAGUUGUUCCGGCUGUAAAAUGUCCUUUCAGUUGUUCUGGGUGUUCGUGUCCUUUCAGUUGUUCUGGGUGUUCCGUGUCCUGUCAGUUGUUCUGGGUGUUAAUUGUCCUGCCAGUUGUUCCGGGUUUAAUUGUCUUGUUUGAUGUGCUAUAGAGUGAAUCUGUUGGACGUUUCAUUACUAGCUAAGUAUGCAGUAGAAGUAUGUAAUAUUCAGAAAAAAAAUUGUUUAAAGCUGAAGAUUUGGACAAGGAUGACUUUAUCGCAUCAACACGUUUUUGUUUUUUGUUAUCAUUACAUUUUUUUAUAAGAAGUAGAGACGUAUUUGUCACCCGAUACACGCGAUAAUGGACCGGCUCUCUAGCGAUAUAACUAGUUUCACAACUUGGGAGCUGUGUGUCGUACGCGUUGUGCUUUGUUUCUAAACAAUAUUUUUAUAUUUUAAUAUGUUUUUUUUUUUCUUUGAUAUAUUGCUUAUUAAAAAAGUAUUUAAA
Mizuhopecten yessoensis (Yesso scallop) is the source of this 5619-nucleotide messenger RNA. RefSeq lists its product as uncharacterized. Lineage: Eukaryota; Metazoa; Mollusca; Bivalvia; Pectinida; Pectinidae. Gene Ontology annotation, molecular function: GTP binding. Bases 88 to 2973 code for a protein of 961 amino acids. The record is from RefSeq and is a predicted model, not a curated record. The transcript has 11 exons.